Molecule: messenger RNA, 4939 nt
Organism: Ectocarpus sp. CCAP 1310/34
Lineage: Eukaryota; Phaeophyceae; Ectocarpales; Ectocarpaceae
Source: the annotation of a GenBank genome assembly
CUUUUUUCUCCACCAUUUCAACUUCGUGGGGUACAUGCUGGGCAUGCAGCUGAGGAUCAGCACCACCACCAUCCUUUACGACAAGAUUCUACGACUUCGCCUCAGCUUGCUGGGACAGAUUUCCACCGGACACCUGGUGAACCUGACGACGACCGACGUAGAGGCGUUUCAGAAGGGUGGCACGUUCGUCAACUACCUCUGGGGGGCUCCCAUUCAGAGCUUGGUCAUCUUGUACUUCGGAUUGGACCAAGUCGGGGUGUCGUUUCUGGCGGGAUUUGCCGCCCUCGCGCUCAUAGUCCCCAUGCAGGUGCGGCAGCGCGUGACAGUGCUGACGGACGAAAGGGUGAACCUGACCAAUCAGGCCGUCGCGGAGGAGAUCCGUGUGUUGCUCAAGGCCACCCUGCUUCGCGCGAUCAACGAGGCCAUGUUCUUCGUACAGCCCGCCGUCAUAUCGUGCCUGGUGUUUGCCACGUAUCACUUGCUCGGAAACGUGCUCGCGCCACGGCAGGUAUUCACCACGCUGGCGCUCCUCAACAUAACCCAGUUCACGUUGGGCAAGUUCCUCUACCUGGCCGUUCAGACCUCCAUCGAGAGCUGGGUGUCCAUCAAGCGCAUAGAGACCAUCCUGCUUAUGGAGGAGAAUGAGGAUCUGACUGCCCCACUGCGAGAGUUCGACCUAGCCAUCAAGCCGGAUAAGGGCGCGCCACCCAAAAGCCCUGCUGCGGCCGCCGCCGCCGCCUCUUCGACACCACCACAGUCAGGGUCUUCCCCUUCCCCCCUACCCUUGAUGGCCUCCAGCGGCGGGGCCCCUACCGUCGUCGAGGCAAAGACGGCCGAGGCGGGAGCAGCCUGUGCACCAUCAGCGGCGGCAGCAGUCGUUGUCGCAGGGGAGGCAAGGGAGGGACCGUCGAUGGCAGGGUUCGUUCGAGGUGCUCGUGAACAAGUGGGAGGUGGGGUUGGCGAUGGAGGGAAUGGUACUGACGAGUGGCCGGGACUAGUUUCGUUGAACGAGGCGAGCUUCCGAUGGACCAGCGGGAGGGAAGAGGACCAGCACGCCAAGGUUUUUCGCGGAUUGAUAGAGAUAAAGAAGAAGCGAAAGGACAAAGGGACCAGCAGCGGCGCUGACUCUGCGACUGUAGAGAACAACGAAGCUGAAACCAAAGCUGAAGGACUGACCCUUGACGCCAUCGACCUGCGGAUCGAGCCGGGGCAGCUCGUGGGAGUGAUCGGGCCAGUCGGCUCCUCCAAGAGCUCGUUGCUCAUGGCCAUACUCAGGGAGAUCACGCCGGAGAGGACGUCUGGCGGGGCAGGGACGGCGGCAAUCGAUGGUGGUGCCGGCCACGGCCACGGCGAGGAACCUUGGAUUCAGUCGAGCACUAUUCGGGAGAACAUCUUGUUCGGGAGCGCCAUGAAUCGAAAAAGGUACGACGCGGUGAUACGGGACUGUGCCUUGGAAAGGGACCUCUCCUUCCUACCAUCGGGCGACCAGACCGGUAUCGGAGACAAGGGCGUCAACCUGUCCGGGGGUCAGAAGGCGAGAGUGGGGCUGGCCCGCAUGGCCUACGCGCAUGCGGACACUUACCUCAUGGACGACCCGCUGUCGGCGGUGGACCCGGCCGUCGGGCGGAAGCUCUUCUCCCAGGUCGUGUCCGGCAGACUCAAGGGGAGCACGAGGGUCCUCGUGACGCAUCAGGUGCACUACUUGAGGGACCCCGAGGUGGACCAGAUCAUCGUCAUGCACGACGGCAAGAUCGUCGGAAAAGGGAGCUACGAAGAGCUCGAAGCCAGCGAGAGCUUCGCCGCACUCGAGCGUUCCGCCUCCCCAACGAAAGCCACCUUGGGCGAGGCCAAUGUCGACCACGGUAGUAGUGCCGUGAACCACUCCUCCGCAGGAGGAGUUUCCCGGUCCACCCGCGCCCGAAGCAUUAGCAGCACCGGCAGCGCCUACCGCAAGACGCCGCCACAGGCGACGGUGGCGGCGCAAUCUUCCUCCACCUCGUCGCGCUCUGUCUCCAGCGCUGCUCCUGACGGCAGGGGCGGCGCACCAUGUGAGGGGGGCGCCGCGGCGCCUGACGGACCUUCAAAAUCUUUUGAAACAGACGCUAGGAAAGUCGCUGGCGGCGAUAACGCCUCGGUAGAGCUCCGAAAUCAUCAGCAGCAAGAGAAGGACGGUCGGGGUGUCGGAAACAACCGCGAAGAUAACUUUCGGGGCGAUGCGAACGAGGACAGUAACGAGAGGGGGCUGGUGGCGGAGGGUGAUAAGGGUGCACCGCCGGAGCUCGUGGUCUCAGAAGACCAAGAGUCUGGGAGGCUGAAGCGCAGCACCUACUGGGAGUACAUUAGGGAGGCUGCCGGCAUCUGGCAGGUCGUGCUGAUCUUCUUGUCCAUGGCGGGAGGACAGGUGCUGGUGAUGGGGGUGACGGUGUCGCUGGCCAGGUGGUCGCGCCAGAGCGAGAAGGAGCAGGACCGGAGCCGGAACGUCAUCGUUCUCGCGCUGCUUUCCGCGGCAGCCGUCGUGGUCGCCCUAUCAAGGGCCGUCCUCGCCUUCUUCAGCCUUGUCAAGGCUUCGCACCGACUGCACAAUAGAAUGCUCGAGCGGGUCGUCCGCGCGCCGGUCCUGUUCUUCGACUCCAACCCCGUCGGCAGGAUCCUGAAUCGCUUCACGAAGGACAUGCACUUCAUGGACGAUCUCCUCCCGAUGACCCUGUACGACUGCGUCACGUGCAGCUUCAUGGUGACGGGCAACACUCUCAUCAUCCUCUUCGUCAACCCCUGGGUAGUUCUCAGCUUGCUCCCAGCCCUGUGGUUCUUCAUAUAUCUUAUGGGUUUCUACUUGAAGACGAGCAGGGAAGCCAAGCGGUUGGAGGCGGUAACCCGCAGCCCGGUGUAUUCUCAGCUGUCCGAGACGCUCGACGGCCUUGUCACCAUUCGAGCCUUCGGAAAGCAGCACCUGUUCCUGAGCCAGUUCACGGAACGGGUCAACUUGAACACGAGGGCCUACUUCGCGUGGGUGUACACCGCACGGUGGCUGGGGUUUCGGAUGGACAUGGUGGUGAUCAUCGUUCUCGCUGCUAGCUGCUUCUUCUCCGUCGCAGUGAACGAGUACAGCAAUUCCAUCGAUGCGGGGCUGCUGGGAGCAGCGUUGGUGUACGUUCUUCAACUGGGCGGGCUGUUUCAGUGGGCUGUCAGGCAAGCAGCGGAGGUGGAGAAUCAAAUGGUGUCGGCAGAGCGCGUGCUGAGCUACUGCAGAGUGCCGCAAGAGGCAAGUUUGGAGUCCGAUCCGGGAUACAAACCGGCGGAUGGAUGGCCGUCUAAGGGCAACAUCGAGGUUCGUGACAUGUCUAUGCGAUAUCGCGAGGAUCUUCCCCCGGUGCUGAAGGGUCUAACCUUGUCCAUCAAGGGAGGGUCGAGGGUAGGAGUUGUCGGCAGGACGGGUGCGGGAAAAUCUAGCCUCAUCGCUGCGCUGUUCCGGCUCGUGGAGUUCGACAGGGACAGGGGAGGAAUUGAAAUCGAUGGUGUGGAUAUCUCUAGGGUGGGCUUGCACGACCUGAGGCCCAAGAUGUCCGUUGUCCCUCAGACGCCGUUUCUUUUUUCCGGCUCAAUGCGGCUAAACCUCGACCCCUUCGCAAAGCAGUCAGACGCACACAUGUGGGCCUCGCUGGAAGCAGUGCAGAUGAAGACCUACGUGCAAUCGCUGCCGGGCGGGCUAGAUGCUCCCGUUGCGGAGGGCGGCGGCAAUCUGUCCGUAGGGCAGCGGCAACUUCUCUGCCUCGCCAGGGCGGUACUCCAGAGGACUCAAAUUCUUGUGAUGGAUGAGGCCACCGCUAACAUCGACCAACACACUGACUCCCUCAUCCAAGACGUCGUGCGGACGUCGUUCAAGGGCAAGACGGUCAUUAUGGUGGCUCACCGCCUCAACACCAUCAUAGAUUGCGAUCAGGUGAACUAUCUACAGUACCUUUAUGACGAAGGCUUCGACCAACGUAGUGAUGCCUGGGCUGCUGCCGAUGCAACGCUGUCUUCGAUGGUUGACGAGACUGGCAUUUCCAGUGCCAAGCAUCUGCGGCGCUUGGCGCAGGAAGCGUGGAACGCUUCGAAAUGGAAAGGGGGGCGGGGUGUAGCCGUUCUUUGAGAGAUGAUGGUGACGUCACUUUGAGGAGUACUGGCUGUAACGGAACGGAACAUGUAACCGUUAGCGCUACCAACGCCAUGUGGGGGACAUGGCGCACGCAUGCGUUGGAUUCUUGCAACUAUGCUGAAUCUUCAAAGAGACCGACACGCAACCGCCCGGCGAUGUCCACCGUGCCUUUGGGGUGCUUGCGUGCGCCAGUGGGUGCUCGUAUUUGGAAGUCUUGUCAGUGUUGAAGUGGGGACAUAACUAUGGCGGAGGCAGCAAUCGUUGUGGAUGACAUGGUACUGAUAUGAUCCGCUCUUCUUUCACUACAAGAUGCCCAUGACAAACCUCAAACCAAAGCCCGCGAGCCUAGGCUAUAUGCUGGCUUGCUCUUAGACCCCCACGUCGGAUUUUGCCGAUAGGUGGAGAUUGUCUGCCAACGUUAAUGAGUCUGCCGCAUGGUGUGCAACGACGAUGGUGAGAACCCAGUAGAAAUUUUCAUGUGAAAGUUGGGGGCCGAGGAGGGCUUUCAGUACAAUGGACUAGUACACGUAUCUGGAAGUAAAGAACGAGAUGCAGUUGGUAGACAUACGACAACGCAUCUGGAUCGUGUUCAGUUCGUCAAGCUGAGAACGAUGGUUCAAGAACAUGGAGGAUCUCCGAAUUUUGUUGUAGGAGAUAUAAUGAGGAGGAACUAUUGAGUGAUAUGGCGGUUGUUUCGGAUGUACGCCGACAACAUCAGAGAGGGUCGGUGGCACGGUGACUCGAGACAUCAGUGAUAAAGACAACCAAGAACGACAACAACGACCAAGACAGCCAACGCUG